Candoia aspera is the source of this 494-nucleotide messenger RNA. RefSeq names its product NDUFA4 mitochondrial complex associated (gene COXFA4). The record is from RefSeq and is a predicted model, not a curated record. Bases 18 to 311 code for a protein of 97 amino acids. The transcript has 4 exons. Lineage: Eukaryota; Metazoa; Chordata; Lepidosauria; Squamata; Candoiidae.
ACAUUGAUCUCGCCGCCAUGUCGGAGCAGUCGCGCACCUCUCCCGCCGCCGCCCACCCGGGGGUUAUUGGCUUUCUGCGGCACCAGAUCAAGCAUCGCCCCAGUCUCAUUCCACUCUUCCUGAUCAUGGGGACGGCAGUAACUGGCGCGGGACUGUACCUUCUCCGUCUUGCUUUGGUCUGCCCGGAGGUCAGCUGGGACAGGAAGAAUAACCCGGAACCUUGGAACCAAUUAGACCCUACUCACCGUUAUAAGUUCUUUGCCAUAAAUAUGGACUACAGCAAGUUGGAAAAAGACCGUCCCGACUUCUAAAGCAUGGAACGUCCCAAACGUCCUCUUAAAAGCUGUACACAAAGCGAAGGUCUUCAGGUCUUCCAGAAGCUGACCGCACAACGCAUUGUUGAUAAUCCGGGAAAUACAUAUUGAUGUGCAUUGCGCUUAAAAUGAUGUUGUGGAAAAGUGCAUGCAGAAACUUAAUAAAUCGACAACUUGAAA